Molecule: messenger RNA, 5834 nt
Organism: Equus caballus (horse)
Lineage: Eukaryota; Metazoa; Chordata; Mammalia; Perissodactyla; Equidae
Gene: POM121L2
Product: POM121 transmembrane nucleoporin like 2
Biological process (GO): RNA export from nucleus; protein import into nucleus
Cellular component (GO): nuclear pore
Molecular function (GO): structural constituent of nuclear pore
Source: RefSeq, a predicted model, not a curated record
ACUGGACAGCCACAAGCAAAAGAAUGAAAGUAGACCAUUAUCUUACACUAUACACAACAAUUAACUCAAAAUGGAUUAAAGACUUGAAUGUGAGAUCUGAAACCAUAAAACUUCUAGAAGAAAACUAAGCCAGAGUCAACUAGGUAACUAACAUUCUAGAAAAGUCAGAAACAGGGAACUUUUAAAGAUUACUAAAACAAUUCCUUCUAAUAACAAUAAAAUAGGCACGAAUUGAGUACGACUCUUUCAAGAACACGUUAAGGUCAUCCUUGAACUAGCUCUCUUCAAAACCCACUCUGUCCAAAAGCGAGUCCAGACAUCCCCCACUUCUUGGCUCCGCUCCAGGAGCUCCGACCCACUGGGCUACGUGUGGACUGUGAGUGGAGAGAUCGUGGGGGUGCGGUGAGCUAGGGACUAAGCCCGGUGGCUACCAAGGGCUCAGGUUCUGGGUCGAUAGACAAAAUAUCCCUUCGGCCUCCUGCCGAGCCUCGAGUCCCCGCCAGAUGGCGAUCUUCCUUGCAUUCUCAAAGUGCAAACAAUCGGAAAGCGACCCGGAUUCAGCCUCGGGGAAGCGACCCUGGAUGGGGCCGGGAGGUGGCAGCGUCAGGAGUUUGCAUUCCCAGCAGAUGACUGGCGCCUACUGGCUGCAGAAAGGAAAGGGCAGCGGGAAAGGAGAAGUGCGGGAAUCGCCAUCCAGCAAAUUAGGCCUCGAGUCUUCCUGGCUGCUGGUGCCACGAACGCCACCUGCGCUGCUAGGGUCCUCCCGACCGGGUCUCCAGUCCUGCUCCGCGACUCACCCUGCCAGGCUCAGACUGCAUUCCGCACUCCGACUCCGGGGAACCCGCGGGCGGAAGGAUCGGUGCCGGGGCCGGGAGCCCGGAAGCCCGAGGCUGGCCGCAGCCGGAGCCUGGAGAUGCCGCGCCCGCUGGACUCUAGCUCUGCGCCACUCAGUGAACUCGGCCCGCGCGGCUCCAGGCUGGCGCUGCGGAAGCCGGGCGAGGCGCCGCGCGCUGCCGCCAGCGGAGGUGAGAGCAGAGGUCCGAGCGCCCGGCUUCGGCCUCAAAAUAAUACUGGGGCUGCCGCGGCCCUGCGUGUCCUCUUUCCCACGGGGCGCUGACCUGCGAACGCGGAGCCUAGGGGGUGUCGAGCGCCCAAAGGUCCUUGCCCUUUCCUCGCGCCCAGAUCCCAACCGUCAUCCGAACACUACGCCCUUCGGCUCAGGCUGGAUCACCAGACAUCAGAAACUUCGUGAGUCAGGAGACGAAACCCUAUUCAAAGUCACAGACCUCGCCUCAUUGCUCCUCAUGGGCAGUUACCUGGGCAAGCCGGGACCCCCGCGGUCGUCUCCAGCAGAGAGGUGCACAGACUUGCCCCAGAGGCCGGUGAACCGCCGACCAGCUCAGUCCCUUCACCAGGUUCACCGCGUUCAGCACAUCCAUCGCGUCCAUCCUGCCCCGCGGCAUAGACCUGCGAGGAGACCGAUGAACUGGGAUCCUACCAAUCCCACUGCGAGGGUGGUCAAUGAGGCUUGGAGGCGAUUUCCCAUGAAAAGGUCCCAGAAUUCCAUCAUGGGGCCUCUUCCCUCAGACUGGUGGGAAAGUUACUUCAGGCGGAGUAUCUGGUCUCUUCGGCACCCCAGGGCAGUAUGGAGCCCGGUGACCAUCAAGAUCGCUCCUCCUCAGCGGGGAGUGCCCCCCUGCACUUCCCCAGCAGAGGUAAUAAACUCUGCAGGGUCCUUACCCUCUGAGAAGACCCCAGACCCAUGUGCAAAGGAGUCAGUGCUGAGGGCCCUCAGAGAGUGCAAGAAAGGGAAAGUGAGGCUGGAAGACCCGCUAUUCCCUGAGAGCUUGGAUAGUAAAAGAAGGAGUGCAGAGACGAGACCGUCUGCAUUUAAACUGCUGAGGAAGAAUGGAGUCCUCCCUUCUUUUGUGCCCAGGCCUGGUCCUCUGAAGAGAAGCCUCAACUCCUGGAGUUCAAACCACAGCUUGAAUAGGAGGCCCAGUUGCUACUCCGUGAGCUCCUUGGCCAGCACACACACAGGUGGCCUCAUCAGCUCCAAAAGAAAUGCUAUUACAAGCUCUUAUAGCUCUUCUAGAGAUUUGUCUGUUCCUUGGAAGAGAAGUGUUUCCAGUGUGUCAUUCCAGAUACCAGAGUGGCCAGUAAAAAAGAAAGAAAAAAGCCGUCAGUCUCACUCUCCACUGAUACCACUAUUGUCGAAUGAGUCCCCAGCAGCAUAUGGCAGCUCUGGGCAGCAAAAUCAAGAGAUUCCACUGCUGCUUUCUAGCCCCGGGAACCUGCUGUCUCUGAGUCCACCUCCCCAGCUUGGUAAUGCAGUCCCUGAAGAGAUCUUGGCAUUAGGGAAGAAAGCUGGACUCCAAUGGAGCAACAAAGCCAGAGGGGAUACAACUGAGGCCACCACAGAUUCUGUCCCUGAGACUCACUCUGCCAUUCAGCCUUCCCUGUCUCUCACCGUGCGUUCUGUAGGCACAGCUCCAACCCAGGGCAAAAAUCCUCAGUUGGAAAGCUUAAAGAAAAUGCAGAAGUCUCCAGGUCCACUGGCCUUCCCACAAUCUACUGGAGAGGCAAUCAGUGUAGGACAUUCACCUCUGAAGACACCCAAUCUACUGUCUCCACUUGGGUGCUCACAGACAGAGCCCCUUUCAGGCACCUCUUCAGACUCUAGGCCCACAGCUAGUUUCAUCCUUCUGACCCCUAUUUCUCCCACAUGGCCACCUUUGACCUCUCAGACUAAUAGGUCUGCCAUGCCCCCAGACCCACCUGCCAUUACCUCUGCAGCGCUCAUUAGGCAAAGUUCUUUGUUUGGAAUGAAUAACCCAGCUUCUCAUCCUGCAUCUGCAUUUCCUGCUGCAACUUCUGCUGACCCCAUGUCAAAACCCAUUUUUGGUCUCCCACCCAACGGUGAGAUUGGAGGCUCCUUAUAUUCCAGAAUUUCAGUCACAGCUGCAGUAUCUUCAACUCCGGGUAUCUUAACUCCCACCUUCAAGCCUAUCUUUGGCAACACAGAACCACUUAAAACUAUGCCCAUGAUAGCUCCUUUCUCUUUCAAGCAGACCACUUCUCCAGCUACUCCUGCUUCUACCCACCUCUUCCAUGGCCUGGUCAAGGCUACCUCUGUAGUCACGUCCACCAACUCAGCUAGCACAUCUGAAGACUCUUCUUUCAAGCCACCUUUGGAUUUUGGUAUAGUGAAUGUUACCAGUCCCAUGGGCAACGCUUACUCCAUCCCUUCCACUUGCCACACUCUCCUUCUUGGGGCUGCCCUUGCCUUCAGAGCCAGCUUCUCCCCAGCCACAGGCUUCAUUUUCCCACCACACCAACGUCCUACCAUUCCUACUGUACAUACAGUCACCAUUUUCAGCCGGGUUCUUCCCAGUGCUAUCCAGAUAUCCUCUAGUAGAAGCACUGCCAAUUUUAGAAGUAUGGGCAGCCCUCUGUCAGCCUCAGCCCUAGUAACCACAAACCAGCCUGCACUGUUGUCCAGUACCUCCAAUUUGACCUCCACAUUUACAGUUCCCUUGGGGUCAAACUCAAGGCCACCUUUCUCACUAUCCCUAGGAGCCACGCCCCCGCCUGCAUUUGGGGCUGCAGAUGGGCAGAAGCAAGGGGCCCCCCAACCAGCCAUUGGCCCAAGCUUCAGUAGCUCUUUCAUGUUUGGAAAUUCAGCAGUGGCAUCCCCAACCCCAACCGCAGCCCAGCCAGCCUUCAGCAGUACCACACAGUCAACCGUCGGGGGUUUGACACCCUCAGCCUCCACCUUUCACAUCCCUGCCGGCAUCUGGCCAGACAUUGGCAGCACUCCAGCAGGUUUUCGCUUUGCUCAAGCUAAUACAGCUGGCUUUGGAGUUGUCACCCAGACCUACCAUAGUGGGGCUUGUGGCUCAGUGUUUGGCAGCACAGCCCCACGACCUUUUGCCUUUGGGGGCUUAGUGACUCCUAUGGACUGCGGGGAGUCUGGAAUCAGCAUGACUGCUCCAGACAUGAACUCCAACUCUGGAGCAUUCAAUGUUGGAGCAGUGCCAAGUGGGAGUACUAGCACCAUCACACCCUUUGGAAAAGGCUGGAGCCAGAACUCCCAGGGCUUGACCAGCCAGAGCACAUCUUUUGUGUUGGGGCGGGCUAGCAUUUCCUCAAGAAAGGCUAUGUUUGGGGGCUCCUCCAUGGCCCCUUUUGCUCAGAGUACCCUUGUCCCUGGGCCAGUUGAAACAGGCCUUGGCUUUGGGCUGCCCUCUCCUCCUGCCCGGGGCUCUGGUGGAAGAGGAUCUUUCAGAUCAUCAGCUCCUUCCUUUUCCAUUGGUACAAAAUCAAAAACCCCAAAGAAUCGGGAGCAAAGGCGUUCCCGAAUGCAUCAUACCCACAAGAAAUAGCCUGUGUUCCCUGUGACCCAUACCCUGAUUUGGACCUCAGUAUUGUUGUGAAGAGCUUUAGUCUCUUCCAAUUCUCUAAAGCAAAAAUACCCCAGAUCUAAGGUUAGGGUUUUACAUGCUCACCUUGUGGGUCCUAAUCUACAUUCUAGAAGAAGAUGGAGGACCAAGGCUUCUAGUGGUGAUAGCAGAAUGAAACUGGGUGGAACCAAACCUUUGAAAUUGAAUAGAACCUUGCCUUCCCCUCCCUGCCCACUCCUCUCUGUGUCAGGUGUGAACUCAGGACACUGCCUCCUGCUUUUUCCCAGAUAUGCCAGGAAGCCGGCAAGUACAGCCUAUAUCCUCUUGCAUCUUUGUGAGGAGGAAUAGAUUCUCUCUAAAUCCUAACCUGCUUUAUUUGGCUCUAAGAAGUGGUUCCCUUUCUCUGGUCCCCUGGGGAUGCCAGUUCCUCAUUUCUUGCUGCUUUAUUGCUCAGUGGAUUCUUGGAGGAACUUUUGAUGUAAUUUGACCUUGAAUCCAGCUUUUCCUUGAGGAUCAGCAGUCAGCCCUUAAGGGCAGCCGUGUGUGCUGCUCUUGAGGGGCACCCACACAGGCUGCCCUUGCUGUGCCACUUCCUGUCACCAAGUUGUUUUAAUCUUUGCCCAAGAGAAGCGGUGUUCCAGUCCCAUCCUUGUCUCUGCCAACUUAGCCCUAAGAGAUUGGCGAGUCAAGACUCAGCCUGUCAGACCCCAGAAAAUGCCAACAGUUAGCCAGCCUCCCGCCAGGCUUGGAGCAAGCGGCUUGGCCUUUCCUGCUUGCAACUUCAUUUGUCACUCUUUGUGUUGGGGCGGGCUAUCAUUUCCUCAAGAAAGGCUAUGUUUGGGGGCUCCUCCAUGGCCCCUUUUGUACAUUUAUAUAGAGACUUGUUCUCUUCAGUUUGUCUGAUACUGAUGUGUAUUUUGUGCUUUCAAUGGAGUUUAGAGGAGAAAUGACUUGCGGGCGUGGUUCUAUGUUGAUAGAGCCAGAUUUAACUGUGUAAAGCUUCUGGGACCUGGCUAACUGGAUGAGGCAAGCAGCAUCAAUUAAUGGCUACAGGUGCUGAUUCCUGAAUUUACAACAGUAUUUUGACUUUAAGGAAUGACAUCUGAGGAAAUAAUAGGGUCCAGAGAGGGAAAGACAGGGUGGUGCAACCUUCUUCUUCUCUCUCCGCUAUAGGUCAUGAGCCCUCCAAUAUAAGCCAGAGAUACUCAGUUAGGGAACCAAAGCUUACACUUCAAUUUUUCCUUUAAUUUCUACCUCAUGAAAUCACUCCUCCACAUUCACAUCUCUCCCAGAUAUACGAGGCAGGGCCGGAAGCCUCUUGGGCCUGAGAACAGAGGGAGAAAAGGAAGAACAGCGGAUUCCCAAGCUGACUUCUGCUCUGUACCCAAUGGGCGGUCUCUGAGUGAGCUGUGACAUAUUCCUCGGCACUUC